This is a messenger RNA of Cyphellophora europaea CBS 101466, 2583 nucleotides long. RefSeq lists its product as uncharacterized. Gene Ontology annotation, biological process: intracellular potassium ion homeostasis; potassium ion import across plasma membrane. Lineage: Eukaryota; Fungi; Ascomycota; Eurotiomycetes; Chaetothyriales; Cyphellophoraceae. The transcript has a single exon. Gene Ontology annotation, cellular component: plasma membrane. The record is from RefSeq and is a predicted model, not a curated record. Gene Ontology annotation, molecular function: high-affinity potassium ion transmembrane transporter activity. Bases 1 to 2583 code for a protein of 860 amino acids.
AUGGCUUUCGAGACAUGGCAAGAUGUCUGGGAAUUCUUCAAGAGGCAGAUUCCCGAUCUCUUUACAAAGAGGAAGUUCAAUUUCAUCACAAUUCACUACCUCUACAUCAUUGGCAUGUCCUUUUUCUUUUCAGGACUCGUCGCUGCAGCCGGCAACAUACCGUACAUUGAUGCCUUGUUCUUUGCCGCAGGCUCUUGUACCCAGAGUGGACUAAACACUAUUGACGUCAACACACUUCGGACUGGUCAGCAGGUUUGCUUCUAUAUCGGCGCCAUGCUCUGCAACCCCAUCAUCAUCCAUUCCUCGGUCGUCUUUGUCCGCCUGUACUGGUUCGAGAGACGAUUUAAGGAUAUCGUUCACGAAGCCAGGGCCCUCCGUCGUUCCAAGUCCAGAACAAAGACCAUGAACCUUGAUCCGGAUGAUCCUGAAAGAGUCAGGAAAGAGCUUGGUGUCAGAGGUAGAGCCAUCCAGGUUCUGCGCCAUACUGGCCGAACUUUCCGUGUUGGAGAUAAGGAUGAAAUCCCCGAAACUCCUACACCUGACGCCAAGGGGGACGAGCAGUACGAUUCCGAUCCCAAGACAUCGGAUCAUGCCGAUGAGCCUAGUGAUGGACAAUUCCUGUACGUCAGAGACGAUGAAGGAGUUCGAAGUCCUGCUCAGCUGAGCCCUGAGCAACAUAUCCAAUUUCUGGAGAAGCAGCGAAAUCCUCAAGACCACUCAACAUUGCGGAUUCCUAGUCCUCGCGAAUUUGAACGCGGAGGAAGACCUGAAAGCGUCGAUGAUGCCCAGGGCGGAAUCAUGCGCCGAGUCACAACGAACUUGGAUCCUCACAACGACCAAAUUACAUCUACCGACCAGGCUGCGCCCCGAUUCAAUCAACAUAUUACCAUCGACGAGCCCCAAAUUCAUCGCAACCGAACGCACACUUCUACAUUUCCGCGGGCGACCUCUAGGCAGAGGUCUAAUACUUAUCAGAGCCAAGAUCAGGGAGACAAUCCAAGUGGCUUGCGUAGAAGGGCAAACACGGGACUGAGCACAUUCCGCCGCAGCAACACCACGAAAUCUCUCGAGCAGCCCAUGCCCUAUCUCAGCUGGCAGCCCACAGUUGGCCGCAACUCUUUCUUUGUUAACCUCACAGAAGAUCAACGUGAAGAGCUAGGCGGUAUCGAGUAUCGUGCGUUGAAGACACUUGCCUGGACCCUAAUCGGAUUCUUCUUCGGAUUCCAUCUCUUUGGCAUCAUUUGCCUGACACCCUGGAUUAUGCAAACUAGAUUUGGAUCGGUGCCCACAGCAGUGUCACAGGGCCGGCCAUGGUGGGGCAUCUUUACAGCAGCAUCGGCUUUCAACGAUCUUGGCCUGACUCUGACGCCGGACUCGAUGAUCUCCUUCCAACAAGCCGUCUUCCCACUACUCAUCAUGACGUUCCUGAUUGUCAUUGGCAAUACUGGAUUCCCGUGCAUGCUUCGGUUUGUCAUUUGGGCCUUGGCCAAGCUGACGCCAGCUGGCAGUGGUGCUUGGGAAGAGUUUCAAUUCCUCUUGGAUCAUCCUCGCCGGUGCUUCACGCUCUUGUUCCCCAGGGGAGCAACAUGGUGGUUGUUCGCGAUCCUAGUCGUUCUCAACGGCGUCGACCUAAUCCUCUUUAUCAUCCUUGAUCUUAACGACGAGACUGUGACCGCCAUUCCGGUGGGCUACCGCAUCGUGGACGGACUGUUCCAGGCGGCAGCGACUCGCACGGCCGGGUUCUCGGUGGUCAACUUGGCAACUCUACAUCCAGCCAUUCAGGUGUCGUACCUGAUCAUGAUGUACAUCUCAGUCUUCCCCAUCGCCAUUUCUAUGAGAAGGACAAACGUGUACGAGGAGAAAAGCCUGGGAAUCUACGUCAGUCCCGAGGAUGAAGAGGAGGAAGGUGACAGCAAGGAACCCAGUUAUGUCGGAGCUCACGUUCGCAAGCAGCUGAGUUUCGAUCUGUGGUAUAUUUUCCUGGGACUGUUCAUCAUCGCUAUCGUGGAAGGCAGGAACCUGGAGAACACCAACGAGUACGCCUUCACCAUGUUUUCGGUACUGUUUGAGAUCGUUUCGGCCUACGGUACAGUGGGACUGUCAUUGGGCUACCCCACGAUCAAUGCGUCAUUCUCGGCCAAAUUUCACACGAUUUCCAAAUUGGUCAUCAUAGCAAUGAUGAUACGUGGCCGGCAUCGUGGUCUCCCGUACGAACUCGAUCGAGCUGUGCUCCUACCCUCUGAGAAGCUCGAGGCUAAGGAACAGAAGGAGGGCAAGCGACUGAUGCAAAGGCGAAUGUCGUUUUCAUCCAUGUCGAACAUUCCAUCGCACUCAGCUGUAGAAGGCGAACUGCAAGGGCGCUUUCGAGCCGAGACAGGACUGUCCUCAGGGUCGGGAUCACAAAACCGACACAACAACGAGAACCAGAGCAUGGAAGCACGGCUUGCAGAAAAGCACACUAAGCAUGCGCGCAGUGGUCUCGGCACAGCCAUGUACCAUAUAGCAUCAGCGGGCGAGGUCCCCGAAGCGAUCAAAGAGGAGUUGAGCCCACACUAUGGCGCUCAUGAUAAGAAGGACCGAUGA